UAAGUUUCUUUAGAUAGUCUUCUUUUGGCUUACUUGGUUGCUCUGUUUUUUCCCCUUCUUUCUUCUGAUGUUUAUGAGUUUUUUUUUUCAAUAUUUAUGUCAGGUAUAAGCAGUAAAUAUAAAUGGAAUUUUUUCUGCCCUUUUUUGAAUUCUUUUUGUUAUGAAUUAUCAUUUUUUUUUUCAGAAAUCAUAUACGUUAUAAUAAGCUUCUCUGUUCUUUCUUGUGAACUUCUUUUUAUGUAAUAUUAUAUAUAGUUUCUCAGUUUUUCUGACCUCGCAAUGGGUUUGUAAAUAAGCGUAUAGUUUCAUUUCAAAUUUUUCAGAUGAUGUGCCGUUCAACAAUGUUUUUUUUAUAUGUUUAAAUUUGAAUUACUCUGUUUUUUUCAGAAAUUUAUUGAAAUUCCCAUAUUUUUCCAUUUAUGUCUUCAAUUUUCAUAAUAGUUGUUGGAUUUACCAUAUCUUUGUUCUUACAUUUAUAUCUAGUUAUUCUUUUACUUUCUUUUGUUUAAAUCUUUUCUUCUUUUGCCAUGUUCUUCCUCUCUUACUACUUUAUACAGAAGAUAAUAAAUAAUAAUUAUAAACAUAUAGAAAGUUGACAUACUUAUUUAGUUUUACCCUUCACAUUUCUAUGAACAUUCAUUAAUAAUAUCUAUUUUGUUUUUAUAAACUAUCUCCAAAAUAAUUAAUAUAUAUUAUUUAUAUGUGUGUGUGGUAAAUAAUACUAAAGAAUUAUCACAUUUUCUUGGUUUAGGGAGGUGGAGUUAUACCUUAUUCCAAAGUUUAUGCUUUUAUUCUUUUUUUCUCCCUUUUUUUGGGGGGCUAUUUUUCUUUUUCUAAGUUGUUGAAUUCUUGCCUUGUUAGUGUUUUUGCCAACAGAGAGAGACCAAUGCAAAGUAUCAAUUUUUUUUGUAUGUGAACAAGAAGUUUUGUUCCCUAUAACUCUAUUUGACUUCUUUCGAAAGGAAAGCACCUCCAAAUAUUUUUUUAAAUACCGUUUUCUUAGCUAAAAAUCUACAAAAAGAUGUGGGCUUGAGCCAUUUUUUAAAAUUUUAUUAUUAAAACUUUUAGUUUCUUAAGAGUCUCUUUAUUGUUUCCUUUCAUAUUUCUUUCUUUGUUAACUAACUUUAAACCCUGAUUAUUUCUUCUUUCUUAAUCCAGCUUCUUCACCAUAUCCUUAUGAAUCUGGACAGAAAUACACAAGAAUACCCAUGUUGUGAAUUUGGUUUUGACUUGAGCCUGAAAAAUUCAUAGUCUCAAAAGAAAAUAAGUUAUAUAUUAUCAAGGAGAGUUUUUGGGAAGAAGAGAGAGAGAUAAUGGGAUGUUCUACAUCAAAGUUGGAAGAUGAAGAAGCAGUUCAACUCUGUAAAGACAGAAAGAGAUUCAUUAAACAAGCUGUUGAGCAAAGAGCAAAGUUUGCCUCAGGACACUUGGCUUAUAUUCAGUCUUUGAAAAGAGUUUCAGCUGCUCUACGUGAUUAUAUUGAAGGAGAUCAUAAUGAGCCUCAUGAUUUCUUAUUAGACACCUUUAUAACCCCACCUUUCACACCAGUUAAGAAAACUAGUCCUGGUUUUAUAUCGAUUUCUCCGACAUCUUUCGUGCCAGCUCAAAUCCAAUCCCAUCCUAGUUCAACUAUCAAAGUUAACUACCUAAGAUCAGGUGGGAACCGGGCUGUUUCUGUUGAAGAAAGGCCACAAACACCAGAAAGAGUUCGAGUGGAAAGUUACCCUCCAAUGGAGCAACAUGGUUUUGAUGGUUUUUUCCCAAUGCAAUCUUCUUCACCAAUGAAUCCUUCUUCGAGUUUUUCUUACUCACCAAACAGGUCUAGUAAUCUCCCCCCUCGUACACCAAAUAGGCCUAGUAACCUAAGAUCAGGUGGCAACCGAGCUGUUUCUGUCGAGGAAAUGUCUCAAUCACCGGAAAGAGUUCAAGUGGAAAGUUAUCCUCCAAUGGAGCAAUAUGGUUUUGAUGGUUUUUUCUCAAUGCAAUCUUCUUCACCAAUGAAUCCUUCAAUUUUUUCUUUGUCACCAAACAGGCCUAGUAAUCUCCCCCCUAAUUCGCCUCAAAAUUCUCAGUGGGAUUUUUUCUGGAAUCCCUUUUCAUCUUUAGACUACUACGGCUAUCCAAAUCGAGCUAGUCUAGAUCAGCAGCAUAUAGUUAUGGAUGAUGACAUAAGAGGUCUAAGGCAGCUCCGAGAAGAAGAAGGUAUUCCUGACUUAGAAGACGAUGACAAUGAACAAAAAGAACUUGAACAAAAUGCCAAUGUGAUAGAUGAAAGAGCUAAUUCUGAUAUGAAUCAAAACAUAGAAGAUGAAGUCAUUGUUGAAGAUAUUGAUGAGAAUGAAGAAGAUGAUGAUGACGAUGAAGAGGAAGAAUCUGAGUGCGAUUGCGAUUGCGAGUGUGGGAAUGAAACUGAGCUUGAAACUAGAGGACAAAACCAACAACAUGGGAGAACAACCACCAUAGAGGUUUCAAGGUCUCAAACUGCAAGACAAGUGGUUGAAACCAGUAAUCAAGAAGUGGCUGGUGGUGGUAGAGAAGGUAAAGAUGAGACACCAGGUUUUACUGUUUAUGUAAACCGAAGGCCUACAAGUAUGGCAGAGGUAAUCAAGGAGCUAGAAGAUCAGUUCGUGAUUGUUUGCAGUGUAGGAAAUGAGGUAUCAUCAAUGUUAGAGGCUAACAAAGCUCAGUACUCGUCAUCUUCUAAUGAACUCACAGUGAAGAAAAUUUUGAACCCGGUAGCACUGAUUCGGUCAGCUUCAUCUCGGUCAUCUUCCUCAAGAUUCCUAGUUAAUUCUUUGAGUUCCUCUAAAGAGGAAACUGAAGAGAGCAGCAGCAGUGACUUCUCAGAGGAAUGCAUGUUUUCUGGGAGUCACCAGUCAACAUUGGACAGACUAUAUGCUUGGGAAAAGAAACUGUUUGAUGAAGUCAAGUCUGGAGAAAAGGUUCGAAUAGCAUAUGAGAAGAAAUGUAAUCAACUGAGGAACCAAGAUGUGAGAGGAGAUGAUCCUUCUUCUGUGGAUAAAACAAGAGCAGUCAUUAGAGAUCUUCAUACUCAGAUUAAGGUUUCAAUACACUCAGUUGAAGCUAUUUCCAGAAGGAUAGAAACUUUGAGGGAUGAAGAAUUGCAGCCUCAACUUCUAGAAUUGGUAAAAGGGUUAUCAAGAAUGUGGAAAGUAAUGGCCGAGUGUCAUCGGUCCCAAAAGCGGACCUUAGACGAAGCCAAACUCUUGCUAGCUGGAACACCAUCAAAACUUGAUUCAAGGAAGCACUCCUUCAUGUCGGUUUCUGACCCUCAGAGGGUAGCUCGUUCAGCUGCCAACCUUGAAUCAGAACUUAGGAACUGGCGAGGAUGCUUUGAGUCAUGGAUUGCUUCUCAACGAUCCUAUGUGCAUGCUCUCUCAGGCUGGCUCCUUAGGUGCGUCCGAUCAGAUCCUGACACCUCGAAGAUCCCCUUCUCGCCACGCCGCUCAGCUGUAGCCCUUCCCAUAUUUGGACUUUGCAUACAAUGGUCGAGGUCCAUGGACGCUUCCAGGGAAGCUCCUGUACUGGACGGCCUUGAUUUCUUCGCAGCUGGGAUGGGAUCACUCUAUGCUCAGCAGCAACAAAGGGAAGAUUCCUCAAGACGUGUACAUCUUGGCUCCAAGAGAUUUUCUGAGGAAAUAAUCACUGGGAAUAACAUGGAGGUUGUGGAGGUUGGAGGGGGGGAUGUAGAAGAUAUCAUGACUGCGGAGAAAAUGGCUGAGGUUGCCAUAAGGGUGCUUUGUGCCGGGAUGUCAGUUGCCAUGAGCUCACUAAGUGAGUUCUCUAUUGGUUCUGCCAAGGGGUAUGCUGAGCUCAUCAACCAAUGGGAGAGCGCCAAGUGGCCACCCCGCGAUCAACGGGGCAGGGUUGGAGUGUAGUAGCAUUUUUUGGGGGGUGUCUAUGGGGAGUAGUCUCAAAAAUGGGGUGUCAAUGUAAUUAAAGAAAAAAGUUUAACUUAUUUACAGAAUGUAGCAGCUGAUGAGAUUUUAGCCAGCAGCCUUUUUUUUAACUUAUUUACCAAAAGGGGUGGUAGCUUAGAUUUUUUUUUUUUUAGGGCGAGGGCCAUCAACUUUUAAUGUUUUUUUUUUUGCCGAGUAUGAUAAUUAUUGGCAAAUAGAAUAGGAAAUUAGAAGAAACUGAAAGUACAACUGUCUGAUGUUGGACAAUGGUUACUGUACACAGAAAUUUAAGAGAGCAAAUUUUCAUAAUUGUUCAA
Molecule: messenger RNA, 4237 nt
Organism: Humulus lupulus (European hop)
Lineage: Eukaryota; Viridiplantae; Streptophyta; Magnoliopsida; Rosales; Cannabaceae
Product: protein ROLLING AND ERECT LEAF 2-like
Exons: 4
Coding region: 1314-3899 (861 amino acids)
Source: RefSeq, a predicted model, not a curated record